AUGGCUCCUGACUCUCAUAGAAAGUCCGCCAUUGAUGCUUCUCGCGCCGCCAUGGAAUCCCCCCCAGGCAUCGCUGCCUUGUUCGUUAUCCGCUUCGACAUCAGGACCGGAUAUGUGGUCUCAUGGAAACGAACCACCCCGGGAGUUGACGUCGAAGGCGUGGUCGAAUACAAGUCGUUGCCUUCCGGUCUACACAACGUGAAGGAUGAUCUAGUCUAUUUCGUUCACGACCAGUAUGCCGGCAUCAGCUCAUUCCUUAACCAGCCCGCCGCCGAGGUGGAGCGUAAUGCGAAGAUGUUUGCGAUCGGCGUCCUCGUUCCUUUGAGCUCUGGAAGACUCGGGAAGAGCUGGCGACACGCUCCAAGAUUGAGAGACUUGACGCUGAAAUAUGCCGCGGAUAUGUCCAAUGAACAACCCUUGUCGGAUUAUUGGGAUGCCUUUCAGAUUGGAGGAACCGAUUCUUCUGCUGCCGAUUCGCCGGUCGACUCGCCAGUGAACCUUCGCUUCCGACCGGGCGACCGACCGGAGAACUUGUCGCGCAGUCGCGCUUUUAGCGAUGCAAUGGUAUUGGAGACGUUCAGGCCGGCCCUGACACCGUUCCAUCCGGCUUCAUCACUUCCCGAUUUUCUCGAUUGCCUUGGUCCCUUGAUAUUCCCUCUAUACCGUGCCGCAUUACUGCGUAAACGCAUCCUUUUCAUGAACGAAGCACCUGUUCAUAUACCCUGCAAUUAUGGUAAAACGCUCCCCGUGUUCAACCUCUCCUCAACGCCUUCUGACUCUCCCAUAGUAUAUGACCUAUCGUUGCUAGCAUCUCUACCGAACUCUCUAUUACAAGAACUCCCGUCUGGAUACAUACCACCACUUCGACCUCGUCCCCUCUUCAACGUUGGUAUACAUGACAUUCCCCACCUUGCAUCUUUUGACACGACACGAUCGAGUCAAGAUCCGGACAAGGACCCCAGCUGGAUUGCCUGCUCGACCGAUAGUGUUUUGACUAUGAAACCUGAACUUUACGAUGUCUUGGUUACUCUUCCAGCCGCCCACUCCCAGCAUGCUACUGAGCGAGUCUACCCUGAGAUCAGUUUGAUGCACCCUUCAAGUGGCAAGCAGAAAUCGAAGCAAAACUUUGCUCUCAAGGCCACACAACGCGACGCCCGCCGCUAUGCGAUGCUUCGCAGAGGCCUACGAAAUUUCGCCGCCGACCGUCCUACGUCCUCUGAUACAGACUCAUCUGACAGCGAUUCUACAUAUUCCUCGAGCCCAGUUGUCGAGCCAAUCUCAUGGACCCGGCUCGCUUACAACUCUUUCAUCUGGUGGGCGUCCGCCGGCGAACACCGCGACGGCCUCACCGAGGAGGAAGAGGAGCACCAGAUUGAACAAGACGCACGACUUCUGGCAAGCGUGGAAAGUCUUGCAUACCCAGCCCCCAACUCCACAAACCGCCGCUCCUUCCACGGCGAGGAUAGUGGUCAAGAGCCACCGGAAGUUGCUCUGGUAGCCUACUUCCGUCGCCUGACAACGCAAAUCUUCUACACAUUGGCCGGCGCCAUUGCGCGUCACGAUUCUGAAUCCGGGGAAGAGUGUAUAGAUGCUUACCACGAUUCUCCGUAUCUCGAUGACGCAGAGAAUGACGACACGGAUCUAUCGCUUUCCAUGUCGCGACAAUCCAUUCACACAGAUGAUGACAACGCCCCUCUGCUGCGGCAGCGAUCAAAUGUGAACCACGCCAGCCAAAACAAUGACUGGUCAGAGCAAGAGGAGUCAGGCAACGAUGACCCAGUUACAAUUACGAUUGCCGAUAUGGCUGAGAUGGGUUUGGACGUGUGGAGCGCCACGGACCGGAUCUUUGUCGAGCAGCUCGUUACGCUCUGGUGGGGACGCCAGGCGCAUGUGGACAGUGCACGGAUUCGCUGCUGUGGAAUUUCCAUCCUCUAG
Messenger RNA from Penicillium manginii, 1935 nucleotides. RefSeq lists its product as uncharacterized. The coding region runs from base 1 to 1935 and encodes 644 amino acids. NCBI's taxonomy places the organism in Eukaryota, Fungi, Ascomycota, Eurotiomycetes, Eurotiales, Aspergillaceae. The transcript is spliced from 5 exons. Gene Ontology annotation, cellular component: lipid droplet. The record is from RefSeq and is a predicted model, not a curated record.